AUGUCUUUCUCACCUAGUAGCUAUAACGUACAAUCAAGUAAAUCAAGUGUGGUUUGGCGUCCAUUAUUGCCAAAUCUUCAAUGUAUACAAGUGCUAUUUACCGAAGUACUCUCAGUGCUAGACUUGUACACAUUUGACGUGACAUCACCUGGCGGUAGUAGGCUUAGUGAAGAUUAUACCAUUUUACCUAAUGAUUGCACAAAUAGAAGUCGGGUGCGUGAAGGAGGUAUAAAAACAAUUACACUUGUAGAUGAACACCUGAAACAAUUAUACAAUCCAACAUUUGCAUAUAUAGAAUACCUGGGAUGUUCUGCUCGGAAUGGUUGCCACAAAGAUAAAUGUAACUGGAAAGGUCGUAUUUCAAUUCCCCAAGACAAGCCACUUAACCUGUGUAAUAUUGAGUAUCAUGGAAAUCAUAAUCCUGAUCACAUUUGGAAAAAACCAUAUCGAAUGUCGAGUUCAAUAAGAAAAACCAUCAUGAACAGAGUUGCAAAUACAACCCCUUCGAUUUUGGCAACAGGUGAAUGUAGAAAAAAAAAUCGAGCUUAA
Molecule: messenger RNA, 549 nt
Organism: Dentiscutata erythropus
Lineage: Eukaryota; Fungi; Glomeromycota; Glomeromycetes; Diversisporales; Gigasporaceae
Source: the annotation of a GenBank genome assembly